AUGGUAGUGGAUAAAGGCAGUGGUAAGGGAGAUGUAAAAAUGAUUGAAGGUGAUGACAAAGUUUGUGGCCUGGAUGGCAGAAAUGCAUCUACAACCACAACUGUGAUAGACAGCAAGAAUGGAUCUGUGCCCAAGUCACCUGGAAAAGUGCUGAAGAGGACAGUCACAGAGGACAUAGUGACAACAUUCAGCUCCCCAGCAGCCUGGCUUCUGGUCAUCGCUCUCAUCAUCACAUGGUCAGCUGUGGCUGUUGUUAUGUUUGACUUAGUGGAUUACAAAAACUUAUCAGCAAGCUCUAUUUCCAAGAUUGGCUCAGAUCCUCUAAAACUUGUACAUGAUGCUGUGGAGGAAACCACCGACUGGGUCUAUGGCUUCUUUUCUUUGCUGUCUGACAUCAUCUCAUCUGAAGGUGAUGAAGAAGAUGAUGAUGAUGGAGAGGAGGACACUGAUAAAGGAGAAAUAGAGGAGCCUCCCUUGAAAAAAAAAGAAAUACACAAAGAAAAGACGGAAAAACUGGAGAAACCUGAAAGGAAAAUACAAACUAAAGUUACACAUAAAGAAAAAGACAAGGUAAAAGAAAAAGAAAAACCUGAAAAGAAAGCAACUCACAAGGAAAAAAUUCAGAAAAAAGAAAAACCAGAAACAAAGACAGUGGCAAAAGAAGAGAAGAAAGCUAAGACUAGAGAAAAGACUGAAGAAAAGAUAAGAAAGGAAGUGAAAGGUGUGAAACAGGAGAAGGUGAAGCAAACAGCUACUAAAGUAAAAGAAGUACAGAAAACAUCACCCAAACCUAAAAAGGACGAGAAAGAUGCUUCAGCUGUGUCCAAGCAUGAACAGAAAGAUCAGUAUGCAUUCUGUCGAUAUAUGAUUGACAUAUUUGUCCAUGGGGACUUAAAACCAGGACAGAGUCCAGCCAUGCCACCUCCAUUACCAACAGAACAAGCUUCCAGACCCACUCUGGCAUCACCUACUCUUGAAGGUCCCACUCUGGCAUCACCUACUCUUGAAGAUUAUACAUUGGUGGCCAUCAGCUUCCAGAAGGACGACCAGCUUCAUACUCUGGAAAUCAAGCCAGGAAGUAUAGGGUCAAAGGGACAGAUAAUACCUUGUAAUUCUUGA
Molecule: messenger RNA, 1119 nt
Organism: Dama dama (fallow deer)
Lineage: Eukaryota; Metazoa; Chordata; Mammalia; Artiodactyla; Cervidae
Gene: TRDN
Product: triadin
Exons: 11
Coding region: 1-1119 (372 amino acids)
Cellular component (GO): sarcoplasmic reticulum; membrane
Molecular function (GO): signaling receptor binding
Source: RefSeq, a predicted model, not a curated record